AUGCCUCGCUUCACUCCGUGGGUGCUGGGAGUGGCCUCGAUCACAGUCUGUGCCGUCAUCUGGACCGCCGCCUCUGUGGUGAAGAAGCGCAUCUUCAACGACCUCAGCUUUGACCAGCCGUUUGCGCUCUCGGUGGUCGCCAAUGCGUGCUAUGUCGUACACUUCCUGAGCUGGGGCGUGCGCUCGGCCGUCGCCUCGCGGCGUGCGGGCCGGAGACGGCGCGCGGACAAUCGCGUCGAGCUGCUCGAGACGCCGCUGCCGCCAGAAUUGGCCGCACCUGACCGCACAUGGCGCGCCGAGGCGUGGGCGGCGCUGCUGAUCAUGCCCGUCUUCUUUGCGGGGCAGUGGAGUUACGGCGUGGGCCUGGCGAUGACGUCGGUGACGUCGAGCACCGUCAUCUGCACCACCUCCUCGGUCACCACCUUCCUUGGCUCGCGCUACUUCCUGAGCGAGCCGUCGUCGGCCAAAAAGUGGCUCGGCGUGCUGCUCUGCAUCGCGGGCGCCGUGCUGCUGCUGCAGGGCGACCGCGCGCCCUCGGGCCCGGCCCCGUCGUGGGUCGGCGACCUGAUCUGCUGGCUCUCCGCCCUCUUCUACUCUGCGUACGUCCUCCUCGUCCGCGCCCUCGUCCGCGACCCUCUCCAGUUCUUCUCCUUCCUCGGCGCCUAUGUGCUCCUGCUCGGCGGCCCGGCGGUCGCGCUGCUGCUGCACUUCUCGCCCGCCUACGCGGGGCCCUUCUGGGCCUCCUUCAGCCCCGAGGUGCUCUGGCUCCUCCUCCUCACCGGCCUGCUCGACAACGCCCUCUCCCAGUUCUUCUGGGCGCAGGGCGUCCUCCUCACGUCCCCGACCGUCGCCACCGCCGGGCUCGGCCUGACCAUCCCGCUCUCGGUGGCGUCCGACCUCCUCCUCGGCCACUCGGUGGGGCCGUGGCAGUACGCCGCCUCCGCCGUUGUCGGCGUCGGCUUCCUCCUCGUCAACCUCGGCCACCACGCGGCAAAGGAGGAGCCGGCGGACGACAACGCGGCGCCCCUGUCGGAGACGCGCCAAGAGGCGGCGGGCGGCGGGCGCCAAUGA
Molecule: messenger RNA, 1071 nt
Organism: Emiliania huxleyi CCMP1516
Lineage: Eukaryota; Haptophyta; Isochrysidales; Noelaerhabdaceae
Exons: 1
Coding region: 1-1071 (356 amino acids)
Biological process (GO): regulation of peptide transport
Cellular component (GO): membrane
Source: RefSeq, a predicted model, not a curated record